This is a messenger RNA of Medioppia subpectinata, 966 nucleotides long. Lineage: Eukaryota; Metazoa; Arthropoda; Arachnida; Sarcoptiformes; Oppiidae. The record is from the annotation of a GenBank genome assembly.
CUGGCCUUCGAUAUCGCAAACUUCGCCAAAGAAUCUCUCACUAGUCGUCUCCAGACAUUGGAUCCGAAUGUGUUUGAAGAUAAGGUCAACAAUGCUGUGUCCGCCGAUAGUAAGCCCUGGUUUGUCGACUUCUUUUCACCGUGGUGUCCGCCGUGUAUGAGACUAAUGCCUGAAAUCCGAAAGGCGUCCCGAAAUGCCAACCAUUUGGUUAACUUCGGAACCAUUGAUUGCACGGUUCACUCCUCUAUGUGUAAAAAAUAUAACAUCCGAUCGUAUCCAACGGUACUUCUGUACAACUCGUCGGUCGCCCAUCAGUUUCAUGGCCAGCAUUCAGAGCACGAUUUGAUUGAUUUUAUUCAAGACACUUUGUUCCCGACUGUCACUCAUUUGACUCCCGAGACGUUUAAGGAGAACGUGGAGCGGAAGAAGAGCACCACUCUAUGGUUAGUGGACUUUUUCGCGCCGUGGUGUGGGCCCUGUCAACGACUGGCCCCUCAAUGGACCAAAUUGGCCAAAAUGCUUAAAGACGAGCCCAACGUUAUGGUCGGUUCUAUUGACUGUCAGGCGUACUCACAAUUGUGCGGCGAUUUGGAGGUCAGAUCCUAUCCUACUAUUCGUUUAUAUCCACACAAAGACAGCAAAUACUACUCUAAGGAUCAAAAGUUUCAAGUAUUUAAUGGUCACAAUCGGGACGCGGAAUCUCUGCGCGUUUGGGUCUAUAAUUUCAUUCCCAGUUCUGUCAAAGAGAUUGAAACCGAAGAUGCGUUUAGAAAAGCGAUAAAAUCCAAGCAUAUAUGGCUCAUAGACUUCUACACCCCCUGGUGUUCGCACUGCACUUAUUUCGCUCCCGAGUUUGAACUCAUAUCUAAGAAAUUGAAGGGCAAAGUAAAGGCCGGAAAAGUAAACUGUCAGACAUUGGGACAGUUGUGCAGAGAGGCCGGCGUUACCGCUUACCCGACCGUUAGA